AUGCUUCUGACGACCACUCUUCCUCUUCUCCCUCCCCCAUCAGCAUCUCUACUUCCACCUCUCACGCAUUCUUCCUCUGAAGUAUCCACGACCACACAAUCUUCAGGCCCACAUCAACAUCGUCGCCCAAAGCCACAUUCCUCAGCCGUCAGUCGGAACAGCACAUUGGUUGCCCUUGCUUCAGAUGAGCGCACCAUCGCGCAGCGAAAAUUGGCUAUCGCCACGUACGGCUAUGGCUGGUUGAAACCAGCAGGCUGUGCAAAGACAAUGCUGGGCAAGCGAGAAGAGGAAAUCGAGAGGGAAGAAGUAGAACGGCAGCUGAGGGAAGUCGAACUGCAAGAAAGGAUGGCACAAGAUCAAGAGAUGCAGGAUCGACUUGCUAACCUCGCGGAAACGGGUGAACCGGACGGAGACAGAGAUCUAGAUGAGGACAUCCCUGAUGCAGAUGGUAGAGAAGAAGUGGAUGAUCUCGAUGAAGGAGAUUCAGACCGAUACUCCGAUGGAGAAGAAGAGGAUGGCAUGGAAGGCGAUCUUGACGAUGAAAUUCCUGAUGCAGACGAAGGGGACGAAGAUGAGAUCAUGUCCCCUGACGCCGAUGACAUCGACGCAAAUUGGGUCUACGAUACGCGACGGGAGCCAGACACUGACGAGGAAGAGGGAGACGUCCCUUCCCCCGCCCAAAUCGCUCGACUCGGCAGAACUGCGGAUGCCAGCGCUGCAGGCGUCCGCGCUCCCGUUCCAGGGAGCGAGUACGACUACCACGAGCGCGAGGCUGAAGAUCUGGUAAAUGCAAUGCUUGAGGAGGAUGAGAUUUUCGAUGAUGGUGCGAGCGAGCACGAUCUUGAUGACGACGUCCCCGAACCUGAGUCAGAGCAGGCCUGGGAACACACCGACACAGAACUUGAGGAGAGUGAAAUGGAUAUUUCCAUCUUGCCUGGUCAGGGCCAGAUACAUCAGCCGAAUCUCGGCGUGCCCCGUCGCCGCUCUGGCCGUAUGACUGGCGGAUCAGGACGACGGAGUUCAGGACCAUGGAUCACUGGGCCGUCUCCUCGGACACAAGGACGCGCUGACCGCGAGAGGAUACAAUACAGCCGGCCGACACCUGAUCCCGACCACGCGGCUACACGGGCGAGGAUGCCGAGUGGCAACCGCCCGCUCCCUACCCCACGCCUACGCCAAUAUAUUCAAACGCCCAGCAUGCUCGAUAGUCCUCUUGACGCCGUCAACGAUACGGAUGCCGCAAGCGACGACAACGCCGAUCCAUUUGCUUCAUCUCAACCAAGGGCAAACACACGUACCUCUCACCGACGUGAUAUCAGUACCGGGAGCGCCAGCAACACAGGCCAGGCGCCAUCAGGCAGUGUAAAUGAUCCCAGAGAUGUUGUCGAGCACUCCACGCGUGCAACUACGGCAAGACCCUGGCUCGACGGUGCCGCCACUGCUGGUGGCAGCAGUGCCGGAAGGACCCUAUUUGGACGUGCUGCCAGGAGAGCGAAUCCCGCACCCGCUACUCAUUCUGCUUCGACAUCUACAACAGGGACAGCGAACGGCCCUACAAACGGAGCUGAAGCGUCGAGUAGCGGUGGCUUGUUCACUCCGUCCCCUGCUGUUGGCGCUGGCGCCGGAGGCGGCUCCUCUGCAAUAAACUGGGAAACACCGGUGAACCAUCGGAUGCGGAGCCGGAGUGGACGCUUGCUGGGCGGGAGGAGAAGGGGUGAAUAA
Rhinocladiella mackenziei CBS 650.93 is the source of this 1722-nucleotide messenger RNA. RefSeq lists its product as uncharacterized. The coding region runs from base 1 to 1722 and encodes 573 amino acids. Gene Ontology annotation, cellular component: anaphase-promoting complex. The transcript has a single exon. Lineage: Eukaryota; Fungi; Ascomycota; Eurotiomycetes; Chaetothyriales; Herpotrichiellaceae. The record is from RefSeq and is a predicted model, not a curated record. Gene Ontology annotation, biological process: anaphase-promoting complex-dependent catabolic process.